CCCAGAGGUCUCUCCCUGGAUGGUAACUUUCUUUGCUAUCCUGGCCAUCUGCUUGGCUUUGCUGAUUUUCUUGCCAUUGAUAUUUUAUCGGCUACAAGCCAAACACACCACAGAACUUGAGAAACGCAGUGCAGAAAUCCGGGAACGUGAUAUGGAAAUACAGAAACAUGCUGCAGAACUACGGUGGAGAAAUACUAUUGUCCCAGUGGAAGAAGUGCACAUCACUCUGGAUGCGGACACGGCACACCCCCAACUCAUCCUCUCCACGGAUGGGAAGAAGGUGCAGCGAGGAGACGUGCGGCAACCCAUGCCUGAUAAUCCUGAGAGAUACGACACCUACCACUGUGUCCUGGGCCAGGAGAGAUUUGUCUCGGGGAGAUGCUUCUGGGAGGUGGAUGUGGGGACAGAGAAAGGGGGGGUCUGGGCAAUGGGGGUGGCCAGGGAGUCCAUGAAGAGGAAGGGGUGGAUCAACCCUGCUCCGCAAGAUGGUAUCUUGGCCCUCUUCCACUGCAAUGGCAAGUACUGGGCUCUGACAUCUCCUGACCACACAGCUCUCGUCCUCAACCAGGUGCCCCGGAUGAUUAGGGUUUACUUGGACUUUGAGGGACAGAAAGUAGCCUUUUUCAAUGCUGACAACCAAGACCUGCUCUUUAGUUUCCCGCUGGCCCCGUUGAGCGGGAGAAGAUCCGUCCCUGGUUCCGCGUGGGACCAAUUGCCCAACUCAGCCUGA
This is a messenger RNA of Anas platyrhynchos (mallard), 730 nucleotides long. NCBI's taxonomy places the organism in Eukaryota, Metazoa, Chordata, Aves, Anseriformes, Anatidae. The record is from RefSeq and is a predicted model, not a curated record.